This is a messenger RNA of Electrophorus electricus (electric eel), 3019 nucleotides long. Its product is annotated as CMP-N-acetylneuraminate-beta-galactosamide-alpha-2,3-sialyltransferase 1-like. Gene Ontology annotation, biological process: sialylation. The record is from RefSeq and is a predicted model, not a curated record. Lineage: Eukaryota; Metazoa; Chordata; Actinopteri; Gymnotiformes; Gymnotidae. Gene Ontology annotation, cellular component: membrane. Gene Ontology annotation, molecular function: beta-galactoside (CMP) alpha-2,3-sialyltransferase activity.
AUAAGUGUCAAACCUAAGAAGGGUGUCGCUUGUCCUGUACACGUGGCUGCACCAAGGUAUUAAAACAGAGACGAGUGACCAACCCGCACAGUUGUACAGUUUAAACUACGUCGCAUCUCACUGCUGAGAAACAUACACGCUGCGCGUCAGCGGGGUGUUGAAAAGGACAUUACACACGGACCUGGCUGUUUUAUUACAAGAGAACCUGCUCACCGGAGAUAACAUUCUCCUUCUUUGGCUUCCUGGAGUCGUGGUUGAUUACACAUACUUGAGCAGUGUCUACAUACACCCUGUAAAGCCAAGAGUGUAAGCUGGAAGAGAGGAAGCAUCAAGUUUCCCACCAUCCUGCAAACUCUGACCCUCCUGCAUGUGCCUCUUUCUACACUGAUGCAGGGAUGAAUGCAUGGCUUCUGGGGAAGACUCUCAUCUUUGAAUGAACUCAGCUGAUGCUUACUGGAGCCGUUUUAAUUAAGCUCAUUAUUCUUUAAUAAAGCAUGCUCCAUAGGAAUGAACCAAUGCAUGCAGACGCUGUGCAAGGCAAGUAUUGUUAACAGAUCUGUCCUUUAGUCAUUGCUCAGGUCUGACGUUUUCCACAGUAGUAACAUGCAGAGACAUAUGGGAGAGCAUAGCAUUACGUAGCCCUAGUAUUGUAGAUUUUUCCUUUUCUAUGGUGACAAGAAGAACCUCAGCCCAUCUCCGACUAGUACACUGUGGGUCCAGCUCUUGGUGGAGGAGACAGAUGCGGCUCUGGUCAAAAAGGUUCUGGCGGAGAAGGCUGCACUUGAUGGCACUCUUCUGCGCCAUGACAGUUGUCACGUUCUUCUUUGGCCUCUCCAAUUUGGAGUCCUCAUUCAUUCUGGGGUCAAUGCUGAGCAGCGCCCCCAAGCCAUGUGCCUGCCAACCAUGCAUUGUGGGUCAAGAGAACGACACAUGGUUCUACAAGAAACUCAAACAGUCUGUCCAGCCACUGCUGACGAAGGAUAACAGGGAAUUGACCAAUGAGACCUACGCCUGGUGGAUGUACCUGCAGAUGGAAGAAAAGCCAUCCAUCUUAAAUAUGGUCCUGGACAAGCUGUUCCGCAUCAUCCCAGGAGAUGAGGACUAUAUGGAUGCUGAACCUACCCGCUGCCGGAAGUGUGCCGUGGUUGGGAAUUCCGGAAACCUCCGCUCAUCGGGUUAUGGCAAGCUCAUUGACUCCAAUGAUUUCGUCAUACGAAUAAACCAGGCUCCCACAGAAGGUUAUGAGCAAGAUGUUGGAUCAAGGACUACACACCAUGUGAUGUACCCAGAGAGUGCUAAAGAUCUGAAUGACAACACCAAUCUUCUGUUGGUGCCUUUCAAAAUCCUGGAUCUGGAGUGGAUCAUUAGUGCCUUGACUACAGGGCACAUCACCCACACAUAUGAACCUGUCAUGUCACGAAUCAAGGCUAACAGGAAUAAGGUGUUAGUGUUCAGCCCUACAUUCAUGAGGUACAUCCAUGAGUCAUGGUUGAAAGGUCAUGGAAGAUACCCGUCUACUGGCUUUCUCUCUCUCAUGUUUGCUCUUCACGUAUGUGACAAGGUGAAUGUUUUUGGGUUCGGUGCCGACCAUCGUGGAAACUGGCACCACUACUGGGAGGUCAACUUGUUGGACUCUGCCUUCCGGGAAACAGGUGUCCAUGACGCAGACCAAGAGCAAAACAUCACGCAAAUGCUGGCCAAGAAAGGCAAGAUCACACUGUUUAAGGGAGUCGUCUGGUCCUCAUUUAGGUGGGAUUCAUAGUCACAUGCAAGUCAGCACAGACUGGAGAAAGAAACCUCAGAGGUCUCUGGUUUUAUUUUUCCUCCUGUUGAUUUUAUUUUAUUUUUAAGAGACAUCUGGAGUUUCUGGACUUUGUAGAUCAAAUGUCUUGGUAUUAUUACAAACUGUGAUAAAAGGUUUCAAUUGUGGAUUAAAAUUUCAAUUCUAUCUGAAGAAGAGUCUCUCUAUUUCUCACUGUAGCUUCCUUUAGUAGUGGGAAAGGUGACAGGAUGUGAAGCAUAUUGCUGAUGGUCAGCCACUUGCAGAGGAUUAUGGGCAUGAAAAGCAGUGUGAUACAUGUGGUAUGUCAAUAUUGGCAUAUGUCACUGAUAAUACACUCAUAAGACAUGUUUUGGUGAAAAUGUUCAGACAAUGGAACUCCUGUUUGCUUUUUGGCCCGCAUUUUGUCAAUUGCACUUAAAACUUCUACCAAGUGCCUUUUUGUUUAUGAAAAAGCAUAAUCUCAUUUUUUACAUUUAAAAAUUAUUAUUGUUUAGUUUUCCUUUCUUAACUUUGUACUCUAAUGAUUUCAUUUCCAGUAACAAUGAGAGGAUUUUAUUUUCAUUCUUAAAAAAAAAUGGAAAAGUAAUUCUGUGAGAGAACUAAAUGGCAAAAUAAAAGAUUUUACUUGUUUCAUCAUGUCUUACAACCUAGUUAAAAUAUUAAUAAGUCUAUUAUCAAAGACUGUCCCACAGAUUCAGUCUACACCAUCUGGGUUCACUUUCUUUGCUUAAUUAUCACAGCGCCAGCAGUCAGUGUGACCUGAUGACUCAGGGAACACACUCCAGUUAUGGGCAGAGACUGUACAAGCAACACAGCAUUUGGAAACAUUAGGGACAAGUAGAGAGAACGCUACACCAUAUUCUUUGCUGAAAAGCACAAGUUAUCUGUUGCUGGGGACAUGCCAGACAGGUCUUGACAGAGGUGACUGUGGCACAUCCAUGGUGCUAAAUGAUGUGAAAGUAUAUGGCCUCACUGGCAAACUAACGUACAUGGUAACCUUAGACUGUCAUGAUACGGCCCCUCCCCCCCUCAAACAUCUCCAUUUGUGUGUGCGUGUGUGUGUCUGUCUCUCUGUAUCGGCACGCCCUCUCAUGUCGUUCACCUGAUCCUUGUUGUCUGUAAUUGUCAUGCAUAAGUCUCAUGUCUUAUCGUUGAGGUUGUCGGUGUUUGACCCAAUUAGUCUGUGUGUUAAAACGUGUAUGUUACAUGUGCAAUAAAACGUGUGUUUUUGUUCAA